This is a messenger RNA of Balaenoptera acutorostrata (minke whale), 4752 nucleotides long. It is a transcript of the gene EZH1, whose product is annotated as enhancer of zeste 1 polycomb repressive complex 2 subunit. The transcript is spliced from 21 exons. The coding region runs from base 160 to 2403 and encodes 747 amino acids. Gene Ontology annotation, molecular function: protein binding; histone H3K27 methyltransferase activity. The record is from RefSeq and is a predicted model, not a curated record. Lineage: Eukaryota; Metazoa; Chordata; Mammalia; Artiodactyla; Balaenopteridae. Gene Ontology annotation, biological process: chromatin remodeling.
GGGGCGGGGCCGCGGCGCGCAGGCGCCCUAGCGGCAGGUCCCUGCGGCUCAGGAUGGAGGAUGACUGAACAUUUGUUUGGCCUUUGUGUCUUGCCAUUCCUCUGAAGAACAGAAGACACCUGUAAAACUAUACCCUUUGCCUUGCAUUCUACGAGCAAAAUGGAUAUACCAAACCCCCCAACUUCCAAAUGUAUCACUUACUGGAAGAGGAAGGUUAAAUCUGAAUACAUGCGACUUCGGCAACUUAAACGGCUUCAGGCGAAUAUGGGUGCAAAGGCUCUGUAUGUAGCAAAUUUUGCAAAAGUUCAAGAAAAAACCCAGAUCCUCAAUGAAGAAUGGAAGAAGCUUCGUGUCCAGCCUGUUCAGUUGAUGAAGCCUGUGAGUGGGCAUCCUUUUCUCAAAAAGUGUACCAUAGAGAGCAUUUUCCCGGGAUUUGCAAGCCAGCAUAUGUUAAUGAGGUCUCUGAACACGGUUGCGUUGGUUCCCAUCAUGUAUUCCUGGUCCCCUCUCCAGCAGAACUUUAUGGUAGAAGAUGAGACGGUUUUGUGCAAUAUUCCCUACAUGGGAGAUGAGGUGAAAGAAGAAGAUGAGACUUUCAUUGAGGAGCUGAUCAAUAACUACGAUGGCAAAGUCCAUGGUGAAGAAGAGAUGAUUCCCGGGUCUGUCCUGAUUAGUGAUGCUGUUUUCUUGGAGUUGGUAGAUGCUCUGAAUCAAUACUCAGAUGAGGAGGAAGAAGGGCACAAUGACACCUCAGAUGGAAAGCAAGAUGACAGCAAAGAGGAUCUGCCAGUAACAAGAAAGAGAAAACGACAUGCUAUUGAAGGCAACAAAAAGAGUUCCAAGAAACAGUUCCCAAAUGACAUGAUCUUCAGUGCGAUUGCCUCAAUGUUCCCUGAGAAUGGUGUCCCAGAUGACAUGAAGGAGAGGUAUCGCGAGCUCACAGAGAUGUCAGACCCCAAUGCGCUCCCCCCUCAGUGCACACCCAACAUCGAUGGCCCCAAUGCUAAGUCUGUGCAACGGGAACAGUCCCUGCACUCCUUCCACACGCUCUUCUGCCGGCGCUGCUUUAAAUACGACUGCUUCCUUCACCCUUUUCAUGCCACCCCUAAUGUAUAUAAACGCAAGAACAAAGAAAUCAAGAUUGAGCCAGAACCAUGUGGCACAGACUGCUUCCUUUUGCUGGAAGGAGCAAAGGAGUAUGCCAUGCUCCACAACCCUCGCUCCAAGUGCUCCGGGCGUCGCCGGCGAAGGCACCACGUGGUCAGUGCUUCCUGUUCCAACACUUCAGCCUCUGCUGUGGCUGAGACCAAAGAAGGGGACAGUGACAGGGACACUGGCAAUGACUGGGCCUCCAGUUCUUCAGAGGCUAACUCUCGCUGUCAGACCCCCACGAAACAGAAGGCUAGUCCGGCCCCACCUCAGCUCUGUGUAGUGGAAGCACCCUCGGAGCCCGUGGAGUGGACCGGGGCUGAAGAAUCUCUUUUUCGAGUCUUUCAUGGCACCUACUUCAACAACUUCUGUUCAAUAGCCAGGCUUCUGGGGACUAAGACGUGCAAGCAGGUCUUCCAGUUCGCCGUCAAAGAAUCACUUAUCCUGAAGCUGCCAACAGAUGAGCUCAUGAACCCGUCACAGAAGAAGAAGAGAAAGCACAGGCUAUGGGCUGCGCACUGCAGGAAAAUUCAGCUGAAGAAAGAUAACUCCUCCACCCAAGUGUACAACUACCAGCCCUGUGACCACCCGGACCGCCCCUGUGACAGCACCUGCCCCUGCAUCAUGACUCAGAAUUUCUGUGAGAAGUUCUGCCAGUGCAACCCCGACUGUCAGAAUCGCUUUCCCGGCUGUCGCUGUAAGACCCAGUGCAACACCAAGCAGUGCCCGUGCUACCUGGCGGUGCGAGAGUGCGACCCCGACCUGUGUCUCACCUGUGGGGCCUCGGAGCACUGGGACUGCAAGGUGGUCUCUUGUAAGAACUGCAGCAUCCAGCGUGGCCUCAAGAAGCACCUGCUGCUGGCCCCCUCAGAUGUGGCCGGAUGGGGUACCUUCAUUAAGGAGUCUGUGCAGAAGAACGAAUUCAUUUCUGAAUACUGUGGUGAGCUCAUCUCUCAGGAUGAGGCUGAUCGACGAGGGAAGGUCUAUGACAAGUACAUGUCCAGCUUCCUCUUCAAUCUCAACAACGAUUUUGUAGUGGAUGCUACCCGGAAAGGAAACAAAAUUCGAUUUGCAAACCAUUCAGUGAACCCCAACUGUUACGCCAAAGUGGUCAUGGUGAAUGGGGAUCAUCGGAUUGGGAUCUUCGCCAAGAGGGCAAUUCAAGCUGGCGAAGAGCUCUUCUUUGAUUACAGGUACAGCCAAGCUGAUGCCCUCAAGUACGUGGGGAUCGAGAGGGAGACCGAUGUCCUUUAGGCCUCCUGGGCCCCUCGCCAGCACUUAUGGUAGCGGCACUGUCCUGCUUUCAUGCACACACCACUGCUGCCCCAGUUUCCUGCACUAUGUGUCUCCCACACCGAGAAACCCCUACCCGCUCCCUCUGUAGUGAGGCCUCAGCUGUGUCCAGCGGGCACAAAACUGUCUCAGUGAGAGGAGAGACAGAGGCAGCUAGGGCUUGAGCUCCCAGGAGAGAGUUGCACAAGUGGGAGACUGAUCUCAGGCCUCGGAGGAAGGAGAGCACAGGCUGGGGGCGGGUGACUUACGCUUGAGUUCUUAUCAGCUACCCAGGCUGUGGGCCUCGGGAGUCAACUUGGAUGGUUCCUAACAAGCAUUAGCCUAACUUUCCAAAUCAAGGGUCCUUCUGUAGUUGGGUUGCCAGCAUAUCUCUCUGUGGUCCUAAGACCUGGAGAGGACAGGCUAAGUGAAGUUUGGUACCUGGAAUUUAUGAGUGGUCAGGGUUAAAGGCGAGCCUGGCGGGCAGCACAGACCGAACUCAGAGGGGAGAUGGGUCACCUUACUACCUCUUUCCUCCUGACAGGCUUCAAACUGAAAGAGUGUGGGUUCUAAGUAAAGAUAUUCAAUGCUGGGAGAAGGAAAGCUGAGUGCCAUCCUUCCACAGGCAGAGAGUGAGAACCAGCCUGACGACAGUAAUUAAACUGCUAAGCUUGGGGCCCAGCAGGCUUUGAGAAGCCUUCUGUGUAUACUCUGGAGAUGGAUAGACACGUUUUCAGAUUCCCGGGAGCAGGUACCAGUGCCCUGUCAGCCCCUUCCAAAGUUCUGGCUUAGCGACUGCAGGCAGGCAUUACGCCACCAUUGAAGAACUGGAGGGGGUCGUGCAGCCUGGGUGUGAUGCUCUGGUUCCCUGCAGAUGUAGUUGUUUUCAGGCCUUUCAUUCCCCUUAGAGGCUGGGCCCACAGGGUACUCUUCCGGGUACAGGGGUGCAGGCCUGGACUAGAGAGGGGGGAGGUUACUGGUUGAUUACUUUCCUGUCUGUAGCCCCUGCUGUUGGAAAGGAUGAGUCGACAGUAUGUGUUUGGAGGUGGGCAAGGAGCUCCCAAAUUGCGCGUGUUUGGGAUGGCAUCACGCAUGCGGUGCAGACUGGCAGAGGGUAUUUGAAGUGUCGAGAAGCAGGCCGGCCACCUGUGCCAGUUCGUGGUGCCCUUCUUUCUGGGAUUCAUGCAAAGCACUUUAUUUCCUUAGAUGGUCUGUAGAUUGAGGUGGAGUUUGAGCUAAGGUCUCGGGGGUCCCUGCCCAAAUCUCGUUCCUGAGGGAGGAGGGGGAAGGAGACAGUGGAAGACUCUCCUUCAGUUCCGUCUCAUGUCGUGGUGGAGGCAGGAGGAGCUGCCUUGAAACAGAAGAACUGAGUGAGGAUGGCACCGGCUCUAAGAGCUGCCCCUGUGUCUACGGCUGGUGCUGAGCUGCAGGGAAUAAGGAGCAUUGUGCUGGGGAAAAAGACAUGGGCAGGUACAGACCGGCCUAGGGAGUGUUAGGUAAGGGAGCGGGCCUCUCCCUUCUCUCUGGGGAAUUAGAGCCUCUCUUCCCCAGUCUGUGCUGACCACCCCCUUCCUGUAACCCCACUGGCUGUCCCGUGAAGCAAGGAGUAGGGUUCCCUCUGGCCAAACUGUCACCUAGGGAUUUUUGUGGGACGUGCAUGCGCGCACGCGCGUGCACACACACACACACACACACUCACAUCCUCUCACUCACCACACUUGUGGGCACACAUGCACUCAGCACUGAGCACACGCCUAGCUAGUUCCUGACAGAAGCCUCUUCCCACCAGACUGGGCCAGCCCCCACUCUGAUUCUGAAAUCUACAUCUGCUGUGGUUUGUAUGCAUUGUGUAUAGGGGACACCCUCUAGCUGGACUGUGGGCUCCAAAUUACUCAUAAAUUAUAGGGAAAAACCAGAGACAGAUGAAGGAGGAAGAGUUAGGGCUGUCUGAAAUGCCGGGGGCUGGCUAUAAGGAGCAGAUGGGGGAAAAAUUACAUCCAGCCUUUGAGAGGCUAGGCUGACCCCACCCUUCCCCCGGUGUACAGAAUCACUGUGGUUGAUCCCCUCCUUCCCCAGUGUCAGACCACUACUACUGCUGUUCCUCCAGCAUUCCCAUCCUUAUCCCCUGCUAUCCCCCACCUUUGAAUGACGGGUCUUAACCCCUCCCCCUCAGACAUGUAAUGAUGGAUGGAGCAAGGUGGUGGGGACCGGCGGGGGAGGCUGGUAUAUGUGCGGCUCUAUUGCCAGUGAAUUUCACGCACUUUAAAGUCCUGUGGCUUGUGACCUCUUAUCUGAAUAAAGUGGUAGAAUCCAUUCUGGCAAGUUGUGUAC